Messenger RNA from Ipomoea nil (Japanese morning glory), 1750 nucleotides. Its product is annotated as probable serine/threonine-protein kinase NAK. The record is from RefSeq and is a predicted model, not a curated record. Gene Ontology annotation, biological process: protein phosphorylation. Lineage: Eukaryota; Viridiplantae; Streptophyta; Magnoliopsida; Solanales; Convolvulaceae. The coding region runs from base 326 to 1561 and encodes 411 amino acids. The transcript is spliced from 6 exons. Gene Ontology annotation, molecular function: ATP binding; protein kinase activity.
AAGAAAGCGUACCAAGUCAACCUUCCAAGCUCCUGUAAAUGGACUCAAGCAAUGGCUUCUCUCCAAGACAAGCUGAAUUCUUGAAUCCCAUAAACGGCAAAUAAAGUUCCUUUUAUCCAUUAUUGCUUUCUCUCAAAUUGCACUCAUCUUGCCAUAAAGUUCGCAUCUUUAUCAUUUAUGGUAAUAUAUGUAUAUACGGUAGAUACACAAUAUACGGAGUAUUAUAUUUACAGGGAGAGGGAGGGAUAGAGAGGGUGUCUUUGGCAGAAAGAGGAAAAUCUAUUGGAUUGACAGUGGAUAGAGAGGGUUUCUCAUUUUUGAAGUUAUGGGGAUAUGCAUGAGCAACCAAAUCAAGGCUGCAGCAGCCACUCUUUUUGUUGGUUCGGGGGUGAAUUCUAGAAGUGUUAGUGGAACUGGGACCGAGUCUAGUACUUCUAAUAGGAGACUCUCAUCGGCUUCUGCUCCACCUUCAAACAGGAGUGUGGGCGAAAUCUUGCAAUCCCCGAACCUGAAGAAUUUCUCGCUCAGUGAACUGAAAUCGGCCACCAGAAACUUUCGCCCCGAUAGUGUAGUAGGGGAAGGAGGCUUUGGUUUGGUUUUCAAAGGAUGGGUUGAUGAGCACACACUCGCGGCUGCAAAGCCUGGGUCUGGGAUUGUGAUUGCCGUUAAAAAGUUAAACCAAGAAGGCUGGCAGGGGCACAAGGAAUGGUUGACGGAGAUAAACUAUCUAGGGCUGCUACAACAUCCCAAUCUAGUGAAAUUGAUUGGUUUUUGCUUAGAGGAUGAACACAGGCUUUUGGUUUAUGAGUUCAUGUCUAAGGGUAGCACGGAGAACCAUCUAUUUAGAAGAGGUUCCUUCUAUCAACCUCUUUCUUGGGGCCUUCGAAUGAAGGUUGCUUUGGGGGCUGCAAGGGGGCUUGCCUUUCUUCACAAUGCGGAACCUCAAGUCAUAUAUCGGGACUUCAAGACUUCUAAUAUCCUGCUUGACUCGACCUAUACCGCAAAACUUUCUGAUUUUGGAUUUGCCCGAGAGGGGCCAACCGAUGACAAGAGCCAUGUCUCUACUAGGGUUAUGGGAACCUAUGGAUAUGCUGCUCCCGAGUAUUUAUCUACAGGUCAUCUCACAGCCAAGAGCGAUGUAUACAGCUUCGGGGUUGUGCUUUUAGAGAUUUUAUCUGGUAAAAAAGCCAUUGACAAGAAUCGGCCAACUGGGGAGCACAGUCUUGUGGAAUGGGCGAGACCCUAUCUGAGCAGCAAACGCAGAAUCUUCCGUAUUCUAGACGCCCGGAUUGAAGGCCAGUAUUCACUCAGUAAAGCUAUGAAGGCGGCUAACCUGGCUCUUCAGUGCUUAUCGGGGGAACCCAAGUUGAGGCCGGACAUGGACGAGGUGGUUAAAGCUUUAGAGCAACUCCAGGACGCCAAGGACCCGACCAUAGCCGAAGAAAACAAGGGGCAGUUAACUCAGCACGGCCAUCUAAAAGGCCAAUCGAAGUCCUGCCGGGCUGCGCCUGCUCCCAUAACGGAGUAUCCCAGACCUUCAUCUUCUCCGCUUUAUGCAUAAUCAAAAGGCACAGCUUUUCUUUGCUUGGAAGUGAUUCACUUCCUGAUUUUACCAGAGAUUACAGAAAGUAUAGAUAUUUUUUCUUUUGACAUAGAUGUAUAGUUCUGACUUCAUUUUAUCUUCUUUUUGUGUCAAAUGUUACCACUUAACCUCAACUUUAGUAGCAUGGUUAGCAAAUGCUUUCAAGUC